Molecule: messenger RNA, 2232 nt
Organism: Lagenorhynchus albirostris (white-beaked dolphin)
Lineage: Eukaryota; Metazoa; Chordata; Mammalia; Artiodactyla; Delphinidae
Gene: PELI2
Product: pellino E3 ubiquitin protein ligase family member 2
Exons: 6
Coding region: 176-1438 (420 amino acids)
Biological process (GO): protein polyubiquitination; regulation of Toll signaling pathway
Molecular function (GO): protein binding; ubiquitin protein ligase activity
Source: RefSeq, a predicted model, not a curated record
GCAGGGCAGCCGCGCAGCCACGACGGAGCAGCCGCGGGAUUGGCCGCCCCGCGCCCCCUUCGCCGCCGUGCCCUUCCCUGGCGCGCUCACUCCCUUCUCGGGAUGGGAUUGUAGCGGCGGCGCGGACUCGGCGGGGGUCGCGGCGGAGGCGACGGCGGCGGCCGAGCAGGGCUCCAUGUUUUCCCCCGGCCAGGAGGAGCACUGCGCCCUCAACAAGGAGCCGGUGAAAUACGGGGAGCUGGUGGUUCUGGGGUACAAUGGUGCUUUACCUAAUGGAGACAGAGGCCGGAGGAAAAGCAGAUUUGCUCUCUACAAGCGGCCGAAGGCUAACGGAGUCAAACCCAGCACGGUCCAUGUGAUAUCCACGCCGCAGGCAUCCAAGGCUAUCAGCUGCAAAGGUCAACACAGCAUAUCGUACACUCUGUCAAGGAAUCAGACCGUGGUGGUCGAGUACACACAUGAUAAAGAUACGGAUAUGUUUCAGGUGGGCAGAUCAACAGAAAGCCCUAUUGACUUCGUCGUUACAGACACAAUUUCUGGCAGUCAGAACAACGACGAAGCGCAGAUUACACAGAGCACCAUAUCCAGGUUUGCCUGCAGGGUAGUCUGUGACAGGAACGAGCCGUACACAGCACGCAUAUUCGCAGCCGGAUUCGACUCUUCCAAAAACAUAUUUCUUGGCGAAAAGGCAGCAAAGUGGAAAAACCCCGAUGGCCACAUGGAUGGGCUCACGACCAAUGGUGUCCUGGUGAUGCAUCCGAGAGGGGGCUUCACUGAGGAGUCCCAGCCUGGGGUCUGGCGCGAGAUCUCUGUCUGUGGAGACGUGUACACCUUGCGAGAGACCAGGUCUGCGCAGCAAAGGGGAAAGCUGGUGGAAAGCGAGACCAACGUCCUGCAGGACGGCUCCCUCAUCGACCUGUGCGGGGCCACCCUGCUCUGGAGGACAGCAGAUGGCCUCUUUCACACCCCAACCCAGAAGCACAUUGAAGCCCUGCGGCAGGAGAUCAACGCUGCCCGGCCACAGUGCCCCGUGGGGCUCAACACCUUGGCCUUCCCCAGCAUCAACAGGAAAGAGGUGGUGGAGGAGAAGCAGCCCUGGGCGUACCUCAGCUGUGGCCACGUGCACGGCUACCACAACUGGGGCCAUCGGAGCGACACGGAGGCCAACGAGAGGGAGUGUCCCAUGUGCAGGACUGUGGGCCCCUACGUGCCGCUCUGGCUCGGCUGCGAGGCGGGCUUUUAUGUAGACGCGGGACCACCCACUCAUGCUUUCACCCCGUGUGGACACGUGUGCUCAGAGAAGUCUGCGAAAUAUUGGUCUCAGAUCCCGCUGCCUCACGGGACUCACGCAUUUCAUGCUGCCUGCCCUUUCUGUGCCACGCAGCUGCUUGGGGAACAGAACUGCAUCAAAUUGAUUUUCCAAGGUCCAGUUGACUGAUGCCCUUUACAGCCAUCGACGACGACUUUAUUAACAAGUUACUGUGAAGAUUUUGCCACUAACUCUAGAUUUUACCUUUUUAUAAUACCGUUCAUUAAGGGGAGGGGGGGCGUCCUGAGGCUGGGAAAAAAGAAGGGCGUGGUGAUGAAACAUGCCAGGCAUCGACGAUAACAGUGGUGUGUUGCAUGCUCAAAAUAGCAGCAUCCUCAUUGAAGUCCGCUUAAUUAAACCAUAAUAUCUUUGUAACAAUUGGAUUUAAAAUGCCAUACUUUCGUUUUAACCUUGGGGUUUUUAAAACAAGUUUUCUUUGUUAAAUUUGGACAGGACUUUAAAUCCCAUUUUAAAACUGUAGAAGAAAUUUACUCAAAAGUUGUUGGCUCUUAACUGCAAACCAGUGCUGUGUGGUAUAGGUGUUAGACAUGCCGUAUCUGGAAAUACUUGAUACAGGUUAGAAUCUGACCAGAUACCAAAGGGGCAGCUCUAUAAGAUGAUGUUGGGGGACAGGAGACCUUAGGCACAGGUGAUUGUUUUGAAAUCUGGGGCUUUUCUCUGAUUUUUCUUUUGAGGGGAGGGAAUAUGCAUAUGUUGUCAUGUUUUGUUUUGUUUUUUAACUCCAGUGGAAUUUAAUUACUUUAUACACACAUUCAUCAAAUACCUUGGCAUUUCAAACAAAGAGUUUCCCAUAACUUUUUAGUCUGCCUUUUGUUAUCUUUGGUCUGACAUGGUCUAUCCCUGAUUCUCAUCGUGCAUAGCCAGAACUGUUCGGUUGAUUAAAAUGUAGCUGCUCUUAAAAA